AUGCCUGCUCCCGUGGGUACUCCUCAGACUCUUUACGACAAGGUCUUCUCGGCACAUAUUGUGGACGAGAAGCUUGAUGGCACAAUUCUUCUCUACAUCGGUAUGUCUCUCUCUCUUUCUCUGUGCUUCAUUGUGUCUAUGAGCAGUAUGGCUGACAAAAGUUGGUCAAAAGACCGACAUCUGGUCCACGAAGUGACAUCACCACAAGCUUUCGAAGGCCUCGAGAAUGCAGGCCGAAAGGUCCGAAGACCAGAUUGUACUCUGGCUACCACUGAUCACAAUGUCCCCACAACUUCCCGCAAAGCACUGAAGGAUAUUGCUUCUUUCAUCGAGGAGGACGAUUCGCGAACACAAUGUGUUACCCUGGAGGAGAACGUUAAGAAAUUUGGUGUCACAUAUUUCGGUCUAGGCGACAAGCGACAGGGUAUUGUCCACAUCAUUGGUCCCGAGCAAGGCUUUACUCUCCCUGGAACCACCGUCGUGUGCGGUGACAGUCACACUUCGACACAUGGCGCCUUCGGUGCUCUGGCCUUCGGUAUUGGUACCAGUGAGGUCGAGCACGUUCUUGCUACUCAGUGCCUGAUCACCAAGCGCAGCAAGAACAUGAGAAUACAAGUCGACGGUGAACUGGCCCCCGGUGUCAGCUCAAAAGAUGUUGUUCUCCACGCCAUCGGUCAAAUCGGUACUGCUGGAGGUACCGGUGCUGUUAUCGAGUUUUGUGGAUCCGUCAUCCGCAACUUGAGCAUGGAGGCCCGUAUGUCCAUCUGCAACAUGUCUAUUGAGGGAGGUGCCCGUGCUGGUAUGGUUGCUCCUGACGAGAUUACUUUCGAGUACCUCAAGGGUCGUCCACUGGCCCCCAAGUAUGGCUCUGAGACUUGGAAUAACGCCGUUGCCUACUGGAAGUCUCUCCAAUCCGACCCUGGCGCCAAGUACGAUAUUGAUGUCUUCAUCGAUGCCAAAGACAUCGUCCCUACCCUGACCUGGGGAACCAGUCCCGAGGACGUCGUGCCCAUUACUGGUUCCGUCCCCGAUCCUGAGACCUUCAGCACCGAGAGCAAGAAGGCUGCUGGUCGCCGCAUGCUUGAGUACAUGGGUCUGACCGCUGGAACACCAAUGGAGGAUAUUCCUGUCGACAAGGUCUUUAUUGGGUCUUGCACAAACGCCCGUAUUGAAGACUUGCGGGCUGCUGCCAACGUUGUCAAGGGCCGCAAGGUUGCUGACAACAUCAAGCGAGCCAUGGUGGUUCCUGGUUCUGGUCUUGUCAAGGCUCAGGCUGAGGAAGAGGGUCUUGAUCAAAUCUUUGUCGAGGCGGGUUUCGAGUGGCGAGAGGCUGGUUGCAGUAUGUGUCUGGGUAUGAACCCUGAUAUUCUGGCUCCCAAGGAGCGAUGUGCCAGUACUUCCAACCGAAACUUUGAGGGUCGACAAGGUGCUCUCAGCCGAACUCAUCUUAUGUCUCCUGUCAUGGCUGCCGCUGCCGCUCUUGUUGGCAAGCUUGCCGAUGUGCGCAAGCUGUCGCACUACACCCACCAAUCGGCCUUCAAGCCUCGUGAGCUUCCUGCUGAGGAGCCUCACGUCGACGAGCGAACCAAGGAUGACUCCGAGGAGCGCGACCUGAUCGGUGAUCAGCCUCAGGAUUCCCAGCCCCAUACUAACACCCUGGUUAGCCCUGCCGGUGCCGCUUCUGGUCUGCCUAAAUUCACUAUCUGGAAGGGCACUGCCGCUGCUCUGGACCGAUCUAACGUCGACACCGAUGCCAUCAUCCCCAAGCAGUUCCUCAAGACCAUUAAGCGAACGGGUCUCGGAAAUGCUCUCUUCUAUGAGCUCCGAUAUAAGGAGGAUGGAUCUGAGAACCCCGAUUUUGUCUUGAACCAGGAGCCUUUCCGCAAGACCAAGACUUUGGUUGUUACUGGACCCAACUUUGGAUGCGGUAGUUCUCGCGAGCACGCCCCUUGGGCGCUUCUUGACUUCGGCAUCAAGUGUAUCAUUGCUCCCUCUUUCGCCGAUAUCUUCUUCAACAACACUUUUAAGAACGGCAUGCUGCCUAUCCGCAUCGAUAACAAGAGCGAUCUGGAUGCCAUUGCCGCCGAAGCCCGCGCAAACCGAGACAUUGAGGUCGACCUGCCCAACCAGCUUAUCAAGAACGCCGCUGGCGAGACCAUCUGCUCAUUUGAUGUGGAGGAGUUCCGCAAGCACUGCCUGGUCAACGGCCUCGAUGAUAUUGGCCUGACCAUGCAACAGGAAGACAAGAUUGCCGAGUUUGAGCGAAGCAUGACACAGAACACUCCAUGGCUCGAUGGCACUGGUUACCUGAAGCGUCCUGGACAAGGUGGAAAGCUGGCUGCUAAAGCUGUGCCAGUUCCCAAGACGAAUCGCGGUGAGGAGAAGAAGGAGCCUCUCGAAUGGUAA
Messenger RNA from Fusarium coffeatum, 2406 nucleotides. RefSeq lists its product as uncharacterized. Gene Ontology annotation, cellular component: 3-isopropylmalate dehydratase complex. The transcript is spliced from 3 exons. NCBI's taxonomy places the organism in Eukaryota, Fungi, Ascomycota, Sordariomycetes, Hypocreales, Nectriaceae. The record is from RefSeq and is a predicted model, not a curated record. The coding region runs from base 1 to 2406 and encodes 801 amino acids. Gene Ontology annotation, molecular function: 4 iron, 4 sulfur cluster binding; 3-isopropylmalate dehydratase activity. Gene Ontology annotation, biological process: L-leucine biosynthetic process.